AUGUAUCUUCUGGAAGAAACCGAACCAACCCAAACUCCGAAUCAGAAGAAAUCCAAUCUUCCUGAUGAGAUCACCGAAUCAAUACACACGCACUUGAAGCUACACUUUGAUGGCCCAAGUGCCCCGCAGUCCGAAUCCCUAAGCCAUCUGACUGUUGAGAUGAAUACAGCACAGGCUGCCCGGCUGUUCUAUCAAGCAUGUGCUUGCUGCUUACUGCGGUUUCUAUAUCGUGCAGUUUUGGCAACUCUGGAUCGCGUCAAGGUCACGCAGCCGCUCCGCGCAGGCCCUGUUCCACGCCGCGCUCCUCGCCGGCCAUGCCGCGGCGGGGGACUUCGCCGGCGCGAUGGCGCUCUUCUGCUGGGGACUUCCUCACCGCUGGCUGCCGCCGACCCGUUCAUCAUCAGCCUCGCGUUCAAGGCAUGCACUGCCGCGGCAGCGGACGCCACGUCCCUUCACGCAUCCGCCGUUUCUUCGGCCGUCACCUCCGUCUACGUCGCCACCGCGCUGGCCGACGCUUACGCCAAGGCCGGUCGCCUCGCGUUCGCGCUCAGGGUGUUUGACGAAAUGCCGCGGAAGAACGUGGUCUCCUGGACCGCGCUCGUCGGCGCGCUGACCCGACGCCACGACACGCUCCGAAGCUUCGCCCAGAUGCGCGCCUCGGGUGUGCCCUGCGACUCCCACGCGUGCGCGGCCGCGCUCACCGCUCCGCUUGCAUCGAGGACGCCACCGGCGUGCUCGCCCGCCGCGGCCGUGAGGUGCACGCGCUCCGCACCAAGCUCGGCGUCGACGCCACGCCCUACGUCGCCAACACGCUCUACGCGCGCCGCGGCGACGCUGAUGGCGCGCUGGCUGCCAUCGGACGCAUGGGGCUCGCGCCGCUAUGUUUCUGAGUGGACGACGCUGAUAUCCUCCUACGUGCAGACCGGCCGUCCGAAGGAGGCCAUCCAGGCGUUCGUCGCCAUGCUUCGUGGCGAGGCACCAUCUGAUUCAGCAUCACCAAACGAGUACACCUUCGCUGCAGGCAUCGCUGCAUGUGCAGCAGACAUUUCGUGUGUCCAUCUUGGAGAGCAGCUGCAUUCACAAGCUGCGCGGGGAGGGUUCGCCAGCGCCCGCUCGGUGGCCAACUCACUGGUCACGCGCGGGUCGCCAGCCGUCUCUCGGCAGCGGAUGCCGUGUUCCGGGAAAGUGCUGCCAAGGAUGUUGUCUCUUGGAGCGCGAUCAUAUGGGGCUAUGCAUGCGCAGGAAGGGCUCGCCGAGGAGGCUUUUGCUCUGUUUACUGAAAUGCGAAGGCAUCACUGUCCUUGCCCGAACGAGUUCACUCUUGCCAAUCUCCUGAGUGUGUGCGCAACUUCAGAAACAUUGGACGCUCAUCGCCAGCUCCAUGCACUCGCUGUCGCUUCUGGACUAGAACACCAUGAGAUGAUCCGAAGUGCGCUCGCUGAUAUGUAUGGGAACAGUGUAUUUUCCAAUCGCACGGAAGACGAUGUGGUUUCAUGGACUGCGAUGAUCGUUGGGCAUGCUGAGCAUGGCCACAACAAGAGGGCACUUGAACUGUUUGAAUAA
This is a messenger RNA of Lolium perenne, 1563 nucleotides long. Lineage: Eukaryota; Viridiplantae; Streptophyta; Magnoliopsida; Poales; Poaceae. The record is from RefSeq and is a predicted model, not a curated record.